AUGUGGCUGCGGUCCCUCCUGCUCUGUCUUCCCCUGGCCCUGGCCGUGAGUGGCCCGCGUGAGCCCAAGGCACCAGAAGAUGCUGGCGAGCUCCUCUGUGGGCCCCAGGGUCUUCGGUUCACGGUGCACCCUCUCGACCCGGACACGGGGACGCCUCCCACCCUGACAGCGUGGGAUAAAGCCGGGCUGCUCCACAGGCUGAGCAAUGACUCUGGCUGUGGCGCCUGGGUGACGGAGGGCCCUGGCAGCUCCGUGGUGCUGGAGGCGUCCUACAGCGGCUGCUUCUUCACCGACUGGGACUCCCAGCACUUCAUGCUGGUUGGAGUUGAAGGCCCAGCAGCAGCUGGCCACAGGUCGACGGUGAAGACCAGGCUGCUCAAGUGUCCAGUGGCUUUCCCAGUCCUGAGUGCUCCAGGUGCCGCCCUGUGUGACCCGGUGCCUGGGGGGGAAGGGCUGCCGUGUGCCCCUCCCCCCACCGCCCCAGGAGACUGCGGGAGGCUGGGCUGCUGCUACAACGCCACGGGGGAUUCCUGUUACUACGGCAACACAGUGACCUCGCUCUGCACCCAGGAUGGCCACUUCUCCAUCGCUGUGGCCCGGCACGUGACCUCUCCCCCCCUACUCUUGAACUCUGUGCACCUGGCCUUCGGGAAUGAGAGUGAAUGUAAGCCGGUGAUGGCCACAGCAGCCUUUGCCCUGUUCCUGUUUCCAUUUACUUCCUGUGGCACCACGAGGCGGAUCACUGGGGGUCAGGUGGUGUAUGAGAACGAGCUGGUGGCGGCCAGGGACGUGAGAACGUGGAGCCAGGGCUCUAUCACCCGCGACAGCACCUUCAGGCUCCGGGUCAGCUGCACCUACACCGUGAGCAGCCACACCCUCCCACUCCACGUCCAGUUGCUCGUCUUCCCAGAGCCCCCUCCUCAGACCCAGCCUGGACCCCUCACUCUGGAACUUCAGAUCGCCAAAGAUAAAAACUACAGCGCCUACUACGCUGCUGGUGACUACCCGGUGGUGAAGUUACUGCGGGACCCCAUUUACGUGGAGGUCUCCAUCCGUCGCCGAACCGACCCCGACCUGGGGCUGCUGCUGCGUCAGUGUUGGGCCACACCCGGCCCGGACCCCCUGCAGCAGCCCCAGUGGGCCCUGCUGGUGAGGGGAUGCCCCUACACCGGUGACAACUACCAGACCCAGCUGAUCACUGUCCAGGAAGCUGCAAGCCUGCCCUUCCCUUUCCACUACCAGCGCUUCAGCAUCUCCACCUUCAGUUUUGUGGACUCGGUGGCCAGGCGGGCGCUCAAGGGACCGGUGUACCUGCACUGCAGUGUGUCCAUCUGCUGGCCCGCAGGGGCGCCGUCCUGUGAGACCUGUCCUGCCGCCAGGAGAAGAAGAAGCUCCGACACCCACGUUCACAACGGUACUGCCAGCAUUUCUAGCGAGGGUCCCAUGAUUCUACUCCAAACCACUGAGGACGCUUCAGAAAAGCCCCAUGAAUACUCAGGCUCUCCUGGCGACUCCCGAGCUCUCUGGGUGGCCGGCCUCUCCGGGACCUUAAUUGUCGGAGUCUUGUUCGUGUCCUGCCUGGCGAUCAGGAAGCAGAGAUGA
Molecule: messenger RNA, 1602 nt
Organism: Artibeus jamaicensis (Jamaican fruit-eating bat)
Lineage: Eukaryota; Metazoa; Chordata; Mammalia; Chiroptera; Phyllostomidae
Gene: ZP4
Product: zona pellucida glycoprotein 4
Exons: 12
Coding region: 1-1602 (533 amino acids)
Biological process (GO): prevention of polyspermy; binding of sperm to zona pellucida
Cellular component (GO): egg coat
Molecular function (GO): structural constituent of egg coat; acrosin binding
Source: RefSeq, a predicted model, not a curated record